CUAAGCCCUUAUUGGGCAGCGGUCGCCACUGGCAGUCUAUAAAACUCCGACUGGAGAACAGAGUUAGCACUUUCCAGAAGGACAGCCAGCCAGCGAGCCCCCCCCAAUCAGUCAGGAUGUCUAUCACUAAGAUCCAUGCCCGAGAGAUCCUCGACUCCAGAGGAAACCCCACCGUGGAGGUGGACCUCUACACCGCUAAAGGCCGUUUCAGGGCAGCCGUGCCCAGUGGUGCCUCUACCGGUGUCCAUGAGGCUCUGGAGCUGAGAGAUGGAGACAAGUCUCGCUACCUGGGGAAAGGUACCGUUAAGGCUGUGGAUCAUGUGAACAAGGACAUCGCUGCCAAACUGAUUGAGAAGAAGUUCAGUGUUGUUGACCAGGAGAAGAUUGACAAAUUCAUGCUGGAGUUGGACGGAACUGAGAACAAAUCUAAGUUUGGAGCCAAUGCCAUCCUGGGCGUGUCUCUGGCGGUCUGCAAGGCAGGAGCAGCAGAGAAGGGAGUGCCCCUGUACCGACACAUCGCUGACCUGGCCGGACACAAGGAUGUCAUCCUGCCCUGCCCUGUGAGUACAGGUUUAACCUUUAACCCCUGCCCCGUGAGUACAGGUUUAACCUUUAACCCUGCCCCGUGAGCACAGGUUUAACCU
Messenger RNA from Oncorhynchus keta (chum salmon), 644 nucleotides. RefSeq names its product beta-enolase-like. The transcript is spliced from 5 exons. Gene Ontology annotation, cellular component: phosphopyruvate hydratase complex. Gene Ontology annotation, biological process: glycolytic process. Lineage: Eukaryota; Metazoa; Chordata; Actinopteri; Salmoniformes; Salmonidae. Gene Ontology annotation, molecular function: phosphopyruvate hydratase activity; magnesium ion binding. The record is from RefSeq and is a predicted model, not a curated record. Bases 117 to 629 code for a protein of 170 amino acids.